AUGAUUAUAUCAACGGUCCCCGAUAUAAAGUUAAGACUAGUUCACCUGCUUUUCUUUCUGUUACAAACAAUGGCUAGUGCUGCUCAGAUACUUACUGUGAUCACCAUCUUAUGUUUACCAAUGAUAACAAUUGGAUCGCUUGUUUUGUUAUUAGCUGCAUUAAAUAAGUCUAUUGGUGUUAGAAAAGUUUAUGUUAAAAUAUUAGCAUUUAUAUUUGAUUAUGCCACAAGAAUUAAACGAAAUAAAGAAAUUACUAUUGAUCCAGAAGCGUCUACAUCGGCCACCGACGAUCCACCUGAUAAAGAACGUUUAGUAAAGGAACCGGUGAUUGAGAAAUCUGAAGAUGGACUCAUUAAUGAAGACACCACGAUCAUCGCUUCACCAACAGCAAAAUCAAGUUCAAACUCAUCACAAGAAACUAAUGCAAAUCAGCAACAAGAAUCAGAUAAAUUAAGACAGAGGCGAGGACAAAAGACAACAGCAGACGAAACAGAUUUAGAAAAAUCAACGGGAAGCACUGGUCAAGGUGUUCAAUUCAAACUUGGUGAUAUAAUGGAUUAUACUCGUCAAGGUUUAGAAGCGAUCGUUGAUGAUGAAGUAACAAAACGUUUCACAUCAGCUGAAGAAAUGGCUGUAUGGAAUUUAUUAACUCGAACUCAACAAUCACAUGAAUUAUUUUCAUUACGUGUAUCCCUAUUAUGGUUUCUCGGAUUUAUUGUUCGUUACUGUAUUCUAUUUCCAUUUCGUCUUUGUUUAUUUUGUUUGGCCAUUUUUUGGAUGAUGGCUUCUGCAUUGUUUCUGAAAUAUUUUCCGAAUCCGGAUACAAAAUUACGUAUUGGAUUCUAUGUUAACUUGGUUCUACAUCGUAUUCUUUCGCGAGUAUUUUCGGCUAUUAUUACAUUUCAUAAUUUGGAAAAUCGAGCAAAACGUGGCUCGAUUUGUGUAGCCAAUCAUACAAGUCCAAUUGAUGUUAUUAUUUUGUCGACCGAUAACGGAUUUUCAAUGAUUGGUCAACAACAUGGCGGGUUUUUUGGCCUCGUACAACGAACACUAUCUCAUACGGCUAAACAUAUUUGGUUUGAACGAGCAGAAGCCAAAGAUCGGCAUAUGGUGACCGAAAAAAUGACAGAACACGUAUCAAAUAAACAAAAUUUACCAAUAUUAAUAUUUCCAGAAGGUACAUGUAUCAAUAAUACAAGUGUAAUGAUGUUUAAAAAAGGUUGUUUUGAAAUAACCGAGGCUCCUAUUUAUCCAGUUGCUAUUAAAUAUGAUAAUCGUUUUGGCGAUGCAUUCUGGAAUUCAUCAAAACAUGAAUUAUUUCAAUAUUUAAUACUAAUGAUGACAUCUUGGGCGAUUGUUGUUGAUGUUUAUUAUUUGGAACCAAUGAAAAUUGAAGAAGGUGAAACAUCGAUUGAUUUUGCAAGAAGAGUAAAAGCAGCUAUUGCUAAACAAGGUGGAUUUGUUGAUUUAGAUUGGGAUGGUGGUUUGAAACGUACAAAACCCAAAGCUGAUUUCAAAGCGGAAGAACAACGAAAAUUUUAUGAAACAUUAAAAACAGAAUGA
Molecule: messenger RNA, 1563 nt
Organism: Didymodactylos carnosus
Lineage: Eukaryota; Metazoa; Rotifera; Eurotatoria; Philodinida; Philodinidae
Source: the annotation of a GenBank genome assembly